AUGAUCAGUUAUCACUAUAGUGAUAAAGAACUUUGUGGUCAAAUUUAUGAUCAUUUAACGGCAUCGAGCUUCUAUCGAGUUUUUUUCGACAGAGAACAUGCUCAUGAAAUAUUACCUAAUAUGAUGGCUGAAGCAAUGGAAAAAUCAUCUAUAGUUCUAAUAUGUUUUUCAAGUGAAUAUCGAGAAUCGUAUGGAUGUCGAUUGGCAGCUGAAUAUGCUGAAAAACGGCAGCGAUCAAUUAUUCCAGUGAAAUUAGACGAAUUAUAUUGUCCAACUGGAUGGUUGAAUAAUAUAGUAGCUAAUAAACAUUGUAUUGACUUCAGCAAAUUCAACUUUAAUAACGCUUAUGCGAACUUGAUUCAACAGAUCGAUGAAGUCAAAAUGAAAGGCAAUGCAAGAUAG
Molecule: messenger RNA, 402 nt
Organism: Rotaria sordida
Lineage: Eukaryota; Metazoa; Rotifera; Eurotatoria; Philodinida; Philodinidae
Source: the annotation of a GenBank genome assembly